Molecule: messenger RNA, 2738 nt
Organism: Schistosoma bovis
Lineage: Eukaryota; Metazoa; Platyhelminthes; Trematoda; Strigeidida; Schistosomatidae
Source: the annotation of a GenBank genome assembly
CUUCAAAACAACCAAUCAUAUGACUGGAAUGAUUUUUCAUGUUAUUGAUUUUAAAUACUAAAUGGUUGAUUUUCCCGUUUUUUUUUUGAAAAAAAAAACUAAUAAAAUAAAAUAAAAUCAGGAUAAAUUAAACGGAUUGACAAAUCCAUUAUUUCACGACGGACAUUAUUAUUAUUAUUAAUGGUAUUAAUGAUGGGAAUAAUCAUGCCAUAUUGACUAUUUUGUCCUCAUCAUCAUCGUUAUCAUUAUCAUCAUCAUCAAUUCAUUGUUGGAAUUAUUUGGAAAUUUUAAUAAAAACACUUUAAUUUUUUGUUUUAUGUAAUAUUCAUACAAACAAUAUAUAGUGUUCAACUAAUUGAUUUCAAUUAAAUGUAACUACCAUGUUAACUCAAUCACCUGUACAAGAAACUUCAUUAAAUUAUCAACAUGUAAAUUCAACAACAAAACGACAAUUGUCAUCAUUUCCAAUUUCAAAUCAACAAUCUUUACCAAUAACACAUCAAGAAAUUGCAGUUACAUCAAAUUUAAUAGAUAUACAACAACAAAAUCAAUCUAUACCAUCUAAAGAUCGUCCAUUAAGUGAUGCAGAUCUUACAUUGAAUAAAAUUAAAUCUCCUUCUGGAAUUCCUCGAUUGUUCUCUUUGAAUGAUUCGAUUGCUAAUAGAUUGAAUAAUAAUAAUAAUAAUAAUAAAAGUAGUAACAAUAAUAAUUCAUCUCCAAAUAAUUCGCCAAAUGAACAAAAUGAUGAGAAUCGUAUGUCAAAUGGUAAUGCUUGUAACACUAAUAAUACUACAACCAAUUAUACAAAUACCAAUACGAAUAAUAAUCAUAAUUCGAUAUAUUCAAACAAUAUCUCAACAGAUCAUUCAACCUUACAAUCAAAUUCAUCUUAUCCACAAAAAUCUUUACCAACAAAGUAUAAUACAUUAUCAUCACCAAAUGGUUCUGGUAAUCAACGUGUUAGCCGACCACGUACUAUUAAUACAAUACAACCAGGGAAUAGACAAGAUCGAACAAUGUCUGAACAUCCUCACAAGUCAGUGGAUACGGAAUCGGAUACAUCAAGUGUAUUCUCUAGCAGUGGCCCACCAAGACCAAUCUCUUCGAAAAUUGGGUCGUUUCAAAAUGCAAAACAUAAACCAGGAGGUGGAAAUGUACAAAUUUUCAAUGAAAAAGUAAUUGUGAAUACAGUUGCUGGAAAAUGUAAUUCAUUAGCUAAUGUCAAGCAUAAACCAGGUGGAGGAAAUCUACAAAUUAUUGAUCAAAAACUGGAUUUUUCAUCUAAUACACAAUCGAAAGUUCGAUCCUUUCAAAAUAUUAAACAUGUUCCUGGUGGAGGUGACAAAAAGAUACCUGUUGAGAAAUUAGAUUUUAAAGAGAAAGCAUCACCAAAAGUUGGAUCACUUGCCAAUGUGAAACAUAAUCCAGCGGGUGGUGAUGUGAAAAUUUUCAAUGAACAUCUUCCAUGGUUAAAAUAUAAUAAACCAAAUUUACCAGAUUCAGAAAAAGAUCGAAUUAAUAAACGAUCUAAUAAUCAUAGUUUAAAUGGAACAAAUGUUAAUGAUCUAAUGAAUAUAUCAAUGUUAUCAGGCAGUACAGGACAUUAAUAUUAAUUAUGAUUCAGUAUCAUAGUAAUCUAAUCAAGAUUCAUUAAUGAAAUGAUUCGAGUUUAUUAUCCAUUGAUUGUUCUAUUGAGAUUUUUAUUCAUUUCACUUGAUCCAUAAUAAAGAAUAAACACACACACACACACACACACACAUAAACAUGUUCAUAUGAAAUAUAACAACAAGUUGAUGAAUAGAAAGUUUCUUUAUUAUUUCGUUCAUUGUCAUUCAAUUACAACAGUAUGUAGUCAUUAUGUUCUUUGUUGACUGACAAUUUCUUUGAUCCAUUCAAAGUUUUGUUAAUAACAAUAAAGUUUUAUUGAUUAGGGUAACACGAAAUAAAACAAAACAGACAAAAAAACGAGCUAUCAAUAUCAUCAUUUAAAAAGAAAAAAAUAGUCAUCCAAACUUUACACAUUCAUAUACUUCAGUAUUCAUUCCCUCUUGUUCACAUCAUUACAUUACAUAUACUCGAUAUAUAUAUAUUUGUAUGUAUUAAGUUAUGGGUUUGUGGUAUGCAUGAUAAUAUGCAUUUUUUUUUCUCUGUUUCUGUAUAUCCUAUUUCAUCAUUAUUCAUUUAUUGUUCUAUGAUUCAAAUUCACCGCCAGAAUUUUUUUUUUGAUUUUAGAGUUAUAUCAACUGAAAAAAAAAACACGUAUUUCAAAUUGUACAUUAUUCUUCAUAGUUUUCAAUUCAUUAUUAUUACUAUUAUCAUCACUACUACUAUUACUCCUACUACUACUAUUACUACUACUACUAUUACUAGUACCACUACUAUUACUACUACUACCAUUACUACUCCUACUAUUACUAGUACUACUCACUACACUACCAUUACUACUACUACUAUUACUUACUACUACACUACUACACCACCAUUACUACUCCUACUACUACUAUUACUACUACCAUUACUACUCUUACUAUUACUAUUACUACUACUACCAUUACUACUCCUACUAUUACUUCUGUUACUAUUACUACUACUACUAAUAAUAAUAAUAAUAACAAUAAAUAGUGAAAGUUCAGUACAGAUCUGCCCAUUUCAAAAUUGAAUGAAAUACAUCUAUAUAUAUAUAUUCCUUUACAGAUGUCGAUUAGUAACUACGUACUACACUUGGAACAAUGAGAGAC